UUUCUCCUUUUUUUUCAGCGGGCAGACAGCGUGUUCUUGUUGUGAUCCAGUUGAGAACCUUGGCCUGUUUGCUAUGUCAUAGGCCAAAUGGCUAUUACGACCAAAGCAAUGGUCCAUUGUUCGCUCCUGAAUGAGCUCUCUCUCUCCUAAUCUGGCCUUAGACUGUAGAGCUGCCCAAAGUCUCACAGCAAUGUGUACACACUCCAAAGUACGACUGAACAGCGUUGACUAAAUAAUCACCAAAAGCACAAAUAAUAAGGUUAAAAAACAGUGAACGCGUGAUUCAGCAGGUCGUUGUGAUUGCGUUUCCUGUUGCUGAGACAGCACGGAUUCCAAUACAUUCGGGUUAUCAGGAUAAAUGCACUCCUUCCAGAAAGAGAGAACUUAUGGAGAGUACACUUUCAUAACAUGCCAGCAGACGGGAGCUUUAACAACCUCCAGAGGGAGCAGCGGUUGUUUAGAAGUCAGAAACAAACGUUUUAUUGAAUGCUGAACUGUUGGCAUAGUAACAGUUGGCAAGCUAACAAGCGUUUUAUUGGACUGCGCGCGGUAAAAAGUCACAGGUUACAAGAGAGAAGCUGAGGUCUGUCUGGAGAGUCGCCAAAUCGUAAGCCUACAGUAGAUACAGUAUAGGAUGUGCACACAAGCUGCGUUGUGGUACUUUGAACUCCACUUGCUAACGAUGACAUGGCAAUGAGCAACUGUAAUCUGCUGAAAAGUCAGCUGCAUUGACUGAAGAGCAUUGCUGGAGAAGGGAUUCUAUGUGAUGCUACAUCUGACGCACCCAUGCCUGGAACAGAAUCAUGGCCUUACUUGGGAAUGGAAAUGGGCCGUCCUAACGCUCCCCUCUGCGUCUGCGCUAAGCAGAAAAAAAUACAAAAUACAGACACACAAAAGCUUGCAUGAUUCGUUCCGAUAGUGACCAUGUGCAAGUGUUGAAAAAGCUACUACAGAGACUUUUUGGAAUCCAUAGCAACAUUGUGUUUUUUAAACCUUCGUUUUCAUUGUUUUCAAUGACCAUGAAACUUUAUAAUUCUCUGAGGAAGUACACAAUAGGUAGAAGGGGCAAAAAUGGUAGAAAGACUUUUUGAGAGAUUUGGGGAGCAAUGGUAGUAGCCAGCUAAAAUGUGCUGGAAGACCAGGACGUAAAGAAGAGUGGCGUUAAGGGAAAACAAGCAAGAACGGGGCUUUGCUCCUUGAAUGGUCCAGGGUAAGCGUGUUGCUGAAAAAGUGCAUCAGAGGACAUCCACACGACUUUAAAAGUAGCUCAUCAUGAUGAGGAAUGUUGCGCGAGGCUGACCUCUAGCGGAAGGUAUAUUUAUUGCAGAAACACCUUUGCAAUAUAAUGAGAUGCGGACAAAAUACACUACUAUGCACCCCUGCAAACUACAGUAACAACAAUGAAUACACAUUGAAACAAAGAUCUCUCUGACAUUGUCAAUAAAAAAGUGUAGUUUUCAUAUUUGUAAAGGCAUAAUGUUUUAUACAGUUAUUGGAUCUUUGCCUUAAUGCUGUGGUCGUUCAGUGUUUUUACCAACACGUGCCAUGUUUUCUGUACCUACACAGUUUAGUGCAGGCUCUGUCUGGCGUAACAUGAAAGUGUGUGGCAAUCACUUCCCCUUUCUCGUACCACACACGCUGUGUGUUUACUUGGGCCUGAGAGUGGCAGAUGUACAGUACAUAUGUACACAACUGCCACCUAAACUGCAUGCCCAUGGUUGCUCUUUGGUUUCCAGCACAUUUAAGCGACAGAAGCACAGUCUGAUGUUUACAGAAGAGAGUGAAGCCACCACCCUGCUGCAGGGAGCACGUUGCCUGCCGUCCUCAUGUACAUACUAGGAAGAGGACAAAGCACAAGGUAAUGACAAUCUUUAUAGUUUUUGCUCACCAGAGGGCUACACAUUUAAGGCCACAUUCGAAAGUCAUUAGUUGUAAAAUUUACUUUGUUUAAAAUAUAUUUUUUAUAACAAGUGUAUUGUUUUCUAGAUUAGUUGUAAUGUCUAAUUUUGAAUGCAGUGAAUACCUGAAAGGAAGAUGAGGUUUGUUUACAGCUGACAAAUAGGCAAAUAUGAAACACAACAACGAAAUACUGCAAAUAAAAAAUGCCGCAGUCACAAAAAAAAAGAAGCUAAAUAAAAAUUCUGCAAAUGCCAAAAACAUACACCAACACCAAAACAACUGCAUGACAGAAAUGCUGCAAGUCUACAAAAUAAUUUCCAACAAAAUAGGGAGUACUAAAGUCAAGAGUCACAAGAAAUGUGAAGGAAGAGGAGCAGGAAGAAACAAAAACUUAUCUGUCCUACAUAUUUAAAUAAACAAACAUACUGUAUUGCACAUGCAUGUGACAAACGUGCAUGAGUACGGCCCUUGCAUUUCCGCAAAUACUGUAUUAUAUGUUUUCAUGGGACAACACUAAAGACACAACACAAUGAUACAAUCGAAAGUAGUCAGUGUACAGCUUGUAUAACCAUGUAAACUUAAUGUCCCCUCAUAGAACGUUUAACAUUUUGAAUAUGUCCAUUUGGCUCUUGGAUAAGUCGCGUAUUGAAUUCAUUUCCUGACUGAUUGUUUGUUUGAUUAAUGUUAUGUGCCUUUGUUUUCAUAAUUAUAAUUAUGUACCAUGCUGUUGCAGACAAACCACAGCAAAAGAGCAUAAAGGUCACAGUUCACCACAUCUUACCACAGCUUGUCACCAUUCAGGAUCAUCCAUCCAUCUUCUUUGCCGCUUAUCCUCACUCUGGUCUUUUGCAUUAGUUUUUGAUACUGCAGUGUUUAUGUGAUUGCUGUAUGUUCCCAUUGCAUAUGUUUUAUCGUGUUUGUGUGUUUUUGGUUUUGGAUCAUUUAUCUGUUUGGAGUGUCUGCAAGUUUGCCCCCUGUGGGCUACUGUACAUUUUUCUUUCUUCUCUCCCCCAAACAGUUGAUUAUUUCCUCAAUUUGAGUAUGCCGUUGAACAGGUAGUAUCUAACUGUGACACUAGUGUACACUAAACGACAGUUAAGCAGCUGAGCUAUAAAAUCAGACCACCAUCUCCGUGGGUGAAAGUCCUCAUGGGCCUCAAGAGGAAGGGAGCGGCCUUGUUUCGAUGGCAGGAGGAAGACAGAUUACUGUUACGCUGUGCUAUUUAUGCUGUAACCACUGCUGUGAAAAAGAAUCAUUUAUGGAAUGAAUGUUUUGGGCAUCAAAAACACUCGAAAAAACUGUUGAUUUAUCUAUUUUUAUGCGACAGCAGGAAUGGCGCUGAGUGAAUCCCGAUCAUGGAGUGGCUCCCUGGCGAACUCGUCAUGCGGCCACCGCAUGAUAGAGUGGGAGGAGCUCAUGGACAAAAUGUACACAUACUUCUACCUGCUGCUCUUCAUCCCAGGGUUGCUGCUCAAUACCAUUGCUCUGUGGGUCCUCUGCAGACACGUCAGAAAGAAGACCAAGACGGUGAUCUUCAUGAUCAACUUGGCCUUGGCAGACCUGAUCCACAUCCUGUCUCUGCCACUCAGGAUUUAUUAUUACUUGACACAUGCGUGGCCUUUCGGACACAGUAUCUGCUUGCUCUGCUUCUACUUAAAGUACUUCAACAUGUACGCAGCCAUUGGAUUCUUGAUGUGCAUCAGUGUGCAGAGGUGCGUCUUCCUGCUUGACCCCUUCUCCACUCGAAGGUGGAGGAGCCGCUACGACCUUGCCAUCAGUGUCCUGGUGUGGGCGCUGGUCGGUGUGGCUUGCUCACCUUUCAUCGUCAUGAGGGCUAGCAGCACUGCCUCUCACAGCUUUGUAACUUCUCAGCCUGCCUUCAACAAAUCCACUUUUCUGGAUGCCACCUCCACCCAGCAGCCUGCAGCCCACAUGACAUCUUUGAACCAAUCAACCAGAACCGACCCACAAGUUCGCUGUUUUAAAGACUUGCCUAUGCGGCGUGUGCCCCUCUUGCUGGCUGUCACCUUGAUGGUGCUCGCUGAGCUGUUUGGUUUCUUGAUUCCUUUGGCAUGCAUUAGUUAUAGCUCCAUCCGCAUCAGCCGCUCUCUGUACCAGAAGAAGGCUUCGGACAGCUCGCUGAGCCGUCUCUCCUCGUUCAACUGCGCUGAUAACAACCAUGUGAGGCAGCAAACUACAGGGGAGAAGCGGCGUGCCUUGAGGAUGGUGCUGAGCUGCUCUGUCGUCUUCCUGUUGUGCUUUGCCCCCUACCACAUAAACUUCCUGCUAUAUCUGAUGGUACAGCAGGACCUCGUAUCAGACUGUGCCUUCAGGCUGGCUGUGUGCCAGUUCCACCCGUUGUCUCUGUGUCUGGCCAGCCUGAGUUGCUGCCUUAACCCUCUCCUCUACUACUUCCUUACUGCAGAAUUCAGGCUGCACCUUAGCAGGCGCUCGUCGUCGUCAGUCAGCUCCCAUACGCCGGCAACACGCAGAUUGUUGAGUUUUGAGAGCAGCUUUUCAAACAGAGGUCCGCCCCAUGAUGGACAGCUGCCAUGGACAUGCAUACACACCCAUCACUGUAUCGUGCCUGUACCAUUUAGUGAGUUUAAGAUGAAUGACAGCUGCAAAAACACGGGGGAGCUGAGGAUGUACCAGCACCAUGUGUAUGCAGUGGUGUACAGUGUCAUCCUUGUACCGGGCCUGCUGGGGAACAUAUUGGCGCUGUGGGUGUUCAGGGUUUACAUCCGGGAAACCAAGAAGGCUGUGGUGUUCAUGAUGAAUCUGGCUGUGGCUGACCUGAUGCAGGUCCUUUCUCUGCCUCUGAGGAUAUACUACUACCUGAACAACAGCUGGCCUUUUGGUCACGCCCUCUGCAUGAUCUGCUUCUAUCUGAAGUAUGUCAACAUGUACGCUUCCAUCUUCUUCCUGGUGUGUGUGGCCGUGCGUCGCUGUGAGCUCAUCAUGCGACCACUGAGGUACAACACCUCCAGGAGAAAGGCGGACGUAGUCAUAUGCACCUUGGGCUGGCUCUUGGUUUGCCUUGCCUGUCUGGCUUUCCCGCUGCUGAGACACAUGGACACCGCCAAUGACACCUUGACUUCAGAAGUGGGUGCCACCCUCCCUGGAGCUGACGAGGUGUGCUUCUCAGAGCUGCCCAUGCAAACGGUCAGCGCAUCAGUAGCCUGGGUUAUUUUGAUCAUAGCUGAGCUCUUAGGUUUCGUCAUCCCCUUUAUCCUGGUGCUAGGCUGCACCUGCCUAACCGCCGGAAGUCUUCGGAGGCCAAAAGCCGGCGCCAUUCCUGACCGAGGGGAGAAGCGCAGGGCGUUGAGUAUGACGCUAAGCUGUGCCGCCGUCUUCUUAGUGUGCUUUGCUCCAUACCACAUCACCAUGCCUCUGGAUUUCUUGGCCAAAGCCAAUGCACUGAGUAGCUGUGCCCUCAGGGUCCUGAUUCUGAGAUGUCACCCCGUCACGCUCUGCUUGGCCAGCCUCAACUGCUGCCUGGACCCCAUCAUGUAUUACUUCACUACCAAUGAAUUCUGGAAGCGACUGAGCAAACCGGACAUGUUGGUAUCGGAAAACGUGACAUCCAGCAGGCAUGAAUCUUGACAAAGUGGAGGACUUCAUGACUUGUUGAAGGACCAGUAUGCAGAUGUACUGUAUGCGCAUUUCAAGAACCUCAUUUUCAUGCAUGUGAUGUCAGACUGCAUUUAAUUUUUUAUUUUAUUUUAUUUUUUUUUUUUACAUGCAAUCUGAGUGCACUAUUUUCUAUUCAAUUACGGUAACAUUGGAGUUUUGGACAUAGGAGGAGGAGCCCGCUGCCUUUGCCAACAGAUGUUAGGAAACAGGGGAAAAAAAAAGCUACUUUAUGCAAUUUAAAAGUUUUCAAAUUGUAUUAAAACAUGAGAGUAAUACAUUUGGUUACAACGCUGGACUCUAGCAUCAAAAAGGAAGAUUGCCGAAGAGCCCACAAUGAAGGUACAAAGUCUUUAGAGCAGUUGCCACGCCCCUCUACAGAGUGAAAGAUACGUUUGUGCGAAAGUGAAAGUGAAAGUAAUUCAUUUGCACAAAGAUGACCACCAAACAUGAAAUUAAGUCAGUAAAUUCUACUUUAUUUAAGUGAGAUCAGUUAAAUAUUUACACAUUUGUGUCGCGUCUAAUAUUCAUGUAUCUGCUUCUGUUACAAAGUUGGGACAAAACAAUUUCAAACAUACUUCCUGCGUGAUUGUCUUUCUGUGUGACGUUGUUGAAAAUCCUCUUGGAGUCACGGAAAAGGGCUAUUGCAAUAAGCAUGCCUAUUGGCAUCUAAAUUCAUAUAUUUCUCAAUGAAAUUCCAUUUUAAAAUUCAUACAGGUAAUACUGAAUCUACAUGAAUUUAUUUAUUACGCCUUUGAGGACUGCGGGGAUACGAGAAUUCAAAUGAUCCGACCAAAAUAGAACAAUAUUACACUUUGGAAGCGAGGACUUUGACACAAAGGAAGUUCAACACAAGCACUAAGUCAUGUAGGGAGCUAUACUUCACCAUCAGGUAGGAAAUCAUUAAAUACACAUCAUACAGCAGGACUUGUGCAUCCAUGAAAAGACAGUUUACACCGCGACCAACAUUUCCAAGGUGAUUUGUGCUAUUGUACUAGAACAUAUAAGAUAGAACACAUCACAGAAUUCUGUACAUCUCCUUGUGAGUUUACAAAGCUGCUCUGAAUGUGUGCAGGCCAACACACACACACACACACGCUCACGCAUGCACGUACCCACGCACACAGCUGUAAUAUUAAAUGUUGAAAAACAGAAUAACGUAACGAGUUCACUCUGCAGGAAGCUACGGCAACACGACAGAGAAAACUAAACUUAGUAAAUCCUCAGUUAACAGGAGGAUGCCAUUUGUUAGCACAAGACUAGCAAGCUAAUACUUGACAGCUAAGACCGAUACAGCUUUAAGAGAAUGUAGCAGAGGAGGCUAGAACUGAAAUCCACACGUCACUGAGAGUUAAAACAGGGAAUGCAAAUAAAAACAGGAGUCUCGGCUCACCGUCGUUUCCUCCUCAACCUACUCCCGCCAACGCUCUCUCGCUCUCGCAAGAAGAUCCUUUUCCCUUCAAGCCUUGCAGAUCCGUGUUUCGGUUACAAACUUGUUUUCAAAGUGAUGAACGGUGAAACACUCAUCUGCGGACCGCUUAUGGAUCCCUGCGCCUGACAGAGACAAAAGUUGAUUGUGUCAAAUAGUGGGGACUACAGUGGAUCCAUGCACAUUUACAAUUCAGCAUCCACGGCGCCGCAAAUUCACACAUUUUAAAAUUGACUUUUUUUCCCCUGCAGUUUUUUUCUUCAGAAAGCACUUGUGAUAAAACAGGUAAACUGUGCAGCAUGCAUGUACCACUGUUAAAAAAGCUCCCAAUUUUUACAUGUUUACGUCUUUUUGCUUCACCGAUUAGGUUUUUUCAUCAAGCGUUGAAUUUUCACACUUUAUUCGGCGGUCAUUGAACACACCAUAGUUGCUGUGAGACACUAGGGAAAAACUUACGUUUCAUACCCAUGCUUGUAAUUAGCUUAACUGCAAAUAAAACUUAAAAGGAAA
Dunckerocampus dactyliophorus (ringed pipefish) is the source of this 7471-nucleotide messenger RNA. RefSeq lists its product as uncharacterized. The coding region runs from base 3232 to 5505 and encodes 757 amino acids. Gene Ontology annotation, biological process: positive regulation of Rho protein signal transduction; phospholipase C-activating G protein-coupled receptor signaling pathway. Gene Ontology annotation, cellular component: membrane. The transcript is spliced from 5 exons. Lineage: Eukaryota; Metazoa; Chordata; Actinopteri; Syngnathiformes; Syngnathidae. Gene Ontology annotation, molecular function: G protein-coupled receptor activity. The record is from RefSeq and is a predicted model, not a curated record.